UGCAAAGUGAGAGACAGCGAAACCUCGGCAGCCUGGAGCCUGUUGGGUUAUCAUGGCGAUAAGAGGCACGUCUUCCCCCUGAGUCUCCGUGGCAACAAACGCUUUGCUUUCCCGCUACAUGAAAACACACGCUGAGCCCCGAGCAGCGCGGAGACCUGCCGGACUUUCAGCCCAGAUUGGAGGAAGGACAUAGCGAGUGACCGUCAUGGCAGCGUCGGAGGAGCUGUACACAAAGUGUGCUCGGGUUUGGAUCCCUGAUGCAGAGGAGGUGUGGAAGUCUGCUGAGCUCACCAAGGACUACAAAGGUGGAGAUGUCUCCCUGCAGCUCAUGCUGGAAGAUGGAAAGAACAUUGAGCACAAGCUGGACCCUAAGACAAAAAACCUGCCUUACCUGCGAAAUCCUGACAUUUUGGUGGGCGAGAAUGACCUCACAGCGCUCAGCUACCUCCACGAGCCAGCAGUGCUGCACAACCUCAAAGUCCGCUUCAUUGACUCGAAGCUUAUCUACACUUACUGCGGAAUCGUGCUUGUGGCCAUCAACCCGUACGAGACGCUGCCCAUCUAUGGAACAGAUAUCAUCAACGCCUACAGCGGUCAGAACAUGGGCGACAUGGACCCACAUAUCUUCGCUGUAGCAGAGGAAGCUUAUAAGCAGAUGGCCAGGGAUGAGAGGAACCAGUCGAUUAUUGUAAGCGGGGAGUCUGGUGCAGGAAAGACGGUGUCAGCCAAAUACGCCAUGAGAUACUUUGCUACGGUCAGCGGCUCAGCCAGUGAGGCCAACGUGGAGGAGAAAGUCUUGGCUUCCAACCCCAUCAUGGAGGCCAUCGGAAAUGCAAAGACCACCAGAAAUGACAACAGCAGUCGCUUUGGGAAAUACAUCGAGAUCGGCUUUGACAACCGUUACCGUAUCAUCGGUGCCAACAUGAGAACAUAUCUGCUGGAGAAAUCGCGAGUGGUAUUUCAGGCGGACGAGGAGAGAAAUUACCAUAUCUUCUAUCAGCUUUGUGCAUCUGCCCAUUUGCCUGAGUUCAAGGCUCUGAAGCUAAGCAGUGCAAAUGACUUCCUGUACACGAGGCAGGGCCGCAGCCCCGUUAUCGACGGAGUGGAUGACACCAAGGAGCUUUGCACCACACGCAAUGCUUUUUCCUUGCUGGGUAUUAAUGAGUCCUAUCAGAUGGGUUUGUUCCAGGUUUUGGCUGCCAUUCUUCAUCUGGGAAAUGUGGAGAUUAAGGACAGAGACGCAGACAGCAGCGUUAUUCCUCCCAACAAUCGUCACCUGAUGGCGUUUUGCGAGCUGGUGGGCGUGACCUACCAGGAUAUGUCCCAGUGGCUGUGCCACAGGAAGCUGAAGACGGCCACAGAGACGUAUAUCAAGCCCCUCCCUCGUCUGCAGGCCACAAAUGCCCGUGAUGCCCUGUCCAAACAUAUCUACGCCAAGCUCUUCAACUGGAUUGUGGAGCACGUCAACAAGGCUCUGGUGACAAAUGUUAAACAGCACUCCUUCAUCGGAGUCCUCGACAUCUACGGGUUUGAGACAUUUGAAAUCAACAGCUUUGAGCAGUUCUGUAUCAACUACGCUAAUGAGAAGCUGCAGCAACAGUUCAACAUGCAUGUGUUCAAACUGGAGCAGGAGGAGUACAUGAAGGAGCAGAUCCCCUGGACUCUGAUUGACUUCUAUGACAAUCAGCCGUGCAUCAACCUCAUAGAAGCUAAGAUGGGCGUCCUGGACCUGUUGGACGAGGAGUGCAGGAUGCCUAAAGGUUCGGAUGACUCAUGGGCUCAAAAGCUGUACAAUACCCACCUAAAGACUUGUUCCCUGUUUGAGAAGCCUCGCAUGUCCAACCGCGCCUUCAUCAUCCAGCAUUUUGCAGACAAGGUGGAGUACCAGUGUGAGGGUUUCCUGGAAAAGAACAAAGACACGGUGAAUGAAGAGCAAAUCAAUGUGAUGAAAGCCAGCAAGUUUGACCUGCUGGUGGAGCUGUUCCAGGACGAGGAAAAGGCAACCAGCCCCACUGGUCAGGUCCAGGGAACCGGGGGCCGCACCCGUCUCAGCAUCAAACCCGACAAGAGCCGGGACACGAGCAGCAAAGAGCACAAGAAGACUGUCGGCUGUCAGUUUCGUAACUCUCUACAAAUGCUGAUGGACACUUUGAACGCGACCACUCCUCACUACGUACGCUGUAUCAAACCCAAUGACUUCAAGUUGGCCUUCUCGUUUGAUCCCAAACGUGCAGUGCAGCAGCUCAGAGCCUGUGGCGUCCUGGAAACCAUCCGGAUCUCUGCUGCAGGCUUCCCAUCGAGAUGGACGUAUCAGGAGUUCUUUAGCCGUUACCGAGUGCUGAUGAAGCAGAAGGACGUCCUUGCUGACAAAAAGUUGACCUGCAAGAACGUUCUGGAGAAAUUAGUGCAGGAUCAGGAUAAAUAUCAGUUUGGUAAGACUAAGAUCUUCUUCAGAGCCGGUCAGGUGGCUUACUUGGAGAAGCUGAGGGCAGACAAGCUGCGUGCCGCCUGUAUCCGCAUCCAAAAAACCAUCCGCUGCUGGUUGGCACGCAAGAAGUACCUGCGCAAGCGCAGUGCCGCCAUUACCAUACAAAGGUUCACCAGAGGAUACCAGGCCCGCUGCCUGGCCAAGUUCUUGCGCCGCACUCAGGCAGCCACUAUCAUCCAGAAGUACCAGAGGAUGUACGUGGAGAGGAAACACUACAAGCAGAAGCAGGCAGCCGCUCUGGCCAUGCAAACCAUCCUCAGAGCUUACAUGGCCCGGCAGAAGUAUCAGGCGCUGUUGCGGGAGCAUAAGGCGGUAAUCAUUCAAAAGCACAUUCGUGGCUGGUUGGCCCGGUGCUGGUACAAGCGCUGCCUGGAAGCCAUCGUCUACCUGCAGUGCUGCAUCCGCAGGAUGAGGGCCAAGCGUGAGCUGAAGAAGCUGAAGAUUGAGGCUCGCUCAGUCGAACACUUUAAGAAACUCAACAAAGGCAUGGAGAACAAAAUCAUGCAGCUGCAGAGGAAGAUUGACGAGCAGAGCAAGGAAAACCGGUUGGUCAACGAGAGGCUAGUCGGCCUGGAGAAUUCCUACACAGUGGAGAGCGAGCGAAUGCGCGGCGAGCUGAGCCGGCUGCGCGGGGUGGAGGAGGAUGCCAAGAACAAAGCCAACCAGGUGUCCUCUCUGCUGGAGGAGCUGGAGAGGCUGAAGAAGGAGCUGAGUGCCACGCAGCAGGAGAAGAAGACCAUCGAGGACUGGGCGCAAAGUUACAGGGACGAAAUGGAGAAAAUGGUGGCAGAGCUGAAGGAUCAGAACGGGCUGCUGAAGAAAGAGAAGGACGACUUGAAUCGGUUGAUUCAGGAACAGAGUCAGCAGAUGACAGAGAAAAUGACUCGUGCCAUAGCAGAGGAGACUCAACAGCUGGAGACCGACCUGAACGAGGAGCGUUCUCGCUACCAGAAUCUCCUGAGCGAACACCUUCGCCUCGAGGAGAAAUACGACGACCUCAAGGAGGAGAUGGCUCUUUCUUCGAACGUCUCCAAGCCUGGCCACAGGAGAACAGAUUCUACCCACAGCAGCAACGAAUCAGAGUACACGUACAACUCCGAGUACGCCGAGUUGGAAGACGGUACCCGUGGCCGCGAAGAUGUGACACGAGGAAUCGACACCUCGCUAACUCUCAAGCUGCAGAAACGUGUCACAGAGCUGGAGCAAGACAAGCAGUUGCUGCGCAACGAACUGGAAAACCGAGAGGAGCAGCUGCAGCGGGCUAGUGCCAUGGCUCGUGGGGCUGAGCUGGAGUACGAGUCCCUGAAGCGUCAGGAGCUUGAGUCAGAGAACAAGAAGCUGAAACAUGACCUGGAGGAGAUGAGGAAAAGUCUGCUCGGUAAUGCUGCUACAGGUGCCGGUGCUCCGGGCUCGCCAGCUUACAAGGUGCUCCUGGAACAGCUCAAUGCCUCUUGUGAGGAACUGGAGGUCCGCAAAGAGGAGGUGCUGAUCCUGCGCUCCCAGCUGGUCAGUCAGAAGGAGGCCAUGCACCACAAGGAGACCAUGACAGAGCCUUCAGUGUAUAAAGAUGACGUGUCCAAACUGAAGGACGACGAAGUCAAGCAAGCUUACGUAGGCCUCAAAGACACCAACAGGCUACUGGAGCACCAACUGCAGACUCAGCGGAGGACUUACGAUAAUGAGGUGGAGUCGUUGCGCAGCGAGCUGCAGAACGUCAAGGAGGAGAACAACCGGCAGCAGCAGCUCUUAGCCCAAAAUCUGCAGCUGCCUCCAGAGGCCAGAAUCGAAGCCAGUCUGCAACACGAGAUCACCCGGCUCACCAACGAGAACCUGGAACUCAUGGCAGACGACCCCACGGCAUCCCGAGAGGCUCGAGUCGUCAUUUUACGGCGGAUGGUUGAUCUAAUGGAGCAGUUGGAGAAGCAGGACAGAACAAUCCGAAAGCUCAAGAAGCAGCUGAAAGUUUACUCCAAGAGGAUUGGAGAGAUGGGAGCCGGUCAAACCGAAGGCCAGACAUCUCCGGGACAGAUGGUGGAUGAGCCGAUCCACCCUGUCAACAUUCCUCGCAGGGAGAAAGACUUCCAGGGAAUGCUAGAGUACAAGAAGGAGGAUGAAAUGAAACUGGUUAAGAACCUCAUCCUGGAACUAAAACCUCGUGGUGUAGCAGUGAAUCUGAUCCCAGGUCUGCCAUCCUACAUCCUGUUCAUGUGUCUGAGACAUGCAGACUACGUCAACGAUGACCAGAAGGUCCGCACUCUGCUCACGUCAACCAUCAACAGCAUUAAAAAGAUCUUAAAGAAACGAGGAGAUGAUUUUGAGACCGUCUCUUUCUGGCUGGCCAACACCUGCCGCUUCCUGCACUGUUUGAAACAGUACAGCGGAGACGAGCAAUUCAUGAAGCACAACACAUCGAGGCAGAACGAGCACUGUCUGUCCAACUUCGACCUCGCAGAGUACAGACAAGUGAUCAGCGACCUGGCCAUCCAGAUCUACCAGCAGCUGAUCAAAUGCAUGGAGAACAUCCUCCAGCCCAUGAUAGUCUCUGGCAUGUUGGAGCACGAGACCAUUCAGGGCGUGUCGGGAGUUAAGCCCACGGGUCUGCGUAAACGGACGUCAAGCAUUGCCGACGAGGGCACCUACACCCUGGACUCCAUCCUGCGACAGCUCAGCGCCUUCCACUCCACCAUGUGCCAGCACGGCACCGACCCUGAGCUCAUCAAGCAGGUGGUGAAGCAGCAGUUUUACAUCAUCGGCGCUGUCACACUCAACAACCUGCUGCUACGCAAAGACAUGUGCUCCUGGAGCAAAGGCAUGCAGAUCAGGUACAACGUGAGUCAGCUGGAGGAGUGGCUCAGAGACAAAGGUCUGAUGACCUGCGGAGCCAAAGAGACGCUGGAGCCUCUGAUCCAGGCCGCUCAGCUGCUGCAGGUGAAGAAGAAGACUGACGAGGAUGCAGAGGCCAUCUGCUCCAUGUGCCACGCUCUCACCACUGCUCAGAUCGUAAAAGUCCUGAAUCUCUACACCCCCGUCAACGAGUUUGAGGAGAGAGUGUCAGUUGCAUUCAUACGAACCAUACAGACUCGCUUGCGGGACCGCUGUGAGAGUCCCCAGCUGUUGAUGGACACGAAGAUGAUCUAUCCCGUCACCUUCCCGUUUAACCCUUCUUGCCUCGCACUGGAAACCAUCCAGAUCCCCAGCUCGCUCAACUUGGGCUUCCUCACCCGUGUCUAAUCCGAGCCCACGAGAGCACUCUGAGCCCUGCGGCGAAUUUGUCUUAGUGGCCACAGUCGGAUUUGCAAGUCACCGUCUCCCCGAAAAAUUUAAAACACCACAAACACUCGCAAAUUUCACUCAAGUUAACACGAUUUGAAGUCAUGUUUAAAUAAACAGGUGAAAAGGUUCAGCAGUUUCUCUAGUUUAAACUCAGACAUGCACGCGCAUACAUGAAAAAUGCAGACACGUCACAUCUGUAAAGUACUUUCAUCCUCCAAACGUACAGACGCACACUCGCCUUCUCUCUUUCACGAACGCACAGACACGCACACGUGGUCAUUUCCGCUGGUUUAAAUCUGGCCGUAAGCCCUGAGCAUCAUCCGCUGCUUGUACAAAACGCCUGCCUCUUAGAGAAGCCACAGGACCAGAUCAAUGCCUCCAGUACUCUCCAUCGAUCCUUCAUCUGCGUUUCCAGUAAUCCUUAAGAUAGUUGUUGUUGUUGUUGUUGUCUCGAUACACGAGAGCAGGCCCACCAGGUGGAGCUGAAGCCUCAAAACAAGUUAUGAUUUGUCAGUCUAGCAGUCUGCCCUCAUGAUGGGUGAAUUCUGAGCUCCUGUGUGAGGGCAGCUGAAUGAUGAGGUGAAACAGUCAGCGCUCUCUCCACCCCGUGUUGAGGUGACCACUGAGCAGAUUUCACUUUGUACGUUUUAUUCUCUGAACACGUCAAGCCAAGACAAAAUUCAUCAUCUGUACUAUAUUAUUUAUACAUAAAUAAAUAUAUAUAUAAAUAUGAAUAAUAUAUAUCCUGUAUUUUAUUUAUUGCACUUAUAGCUACAUCCCUUUUUAAGAUUAGAAGCUUCCCCCUUGCAGCGAAUGUGUCCGAAGUGAAGGAUGGGACCACUCUUUCCCACGGCAAACAGCUUCUUAGAGACCGUUUAAGUUUUAGUUGCUUCCUUGGCUAUUAUGUCAAUAUCAGGUAAAUAUGUAGUAUCUUUAAUGAGUGCCGGCACAGAUAAUUAUUUGUUAGGUUGCGUCUUAAACCUUGAGAUGUUUUUUUUUUGUCAUGUUUAGCCUGCAUGUCUGGCAGAUGAAGUGUAGCACAGGUUUUAUAGGCGAGGACAGAUUGAGAAGGUUUGAGGUUCAAACUCUGCAAAGGGUUUAACCUGCGACAGUCUGCACCGUUUACAGCUGUGACCAAAGCCGAGCGUCACAGGAAACACUGACAUGAACACAUACUGUAUGAGUACCAACCUUACACUCUGCUUACUGGGUUUUUUUUUUCUUGUCUUCUGGCUCAGAGCCAUAAAAAUGUUUUACUGUUGUCAUUGUGUGAUUAUUUACUUUGUUCAGUAUUGUCAUUUUCUUAAGAUAAUCUAAAGCCAUGUAUUACUGAGCAGAAUAGAUAGCUCUUUGAAGUUGGUUUAAUGCAAAUUUGUUGAGCUUUACAUUCCCUCUGCUGCGUCCUCUCACAAACACAGCUCUGUUCGACUCCUCUUACACCUCCUACCCAUCCACCUUCACUCAGCAUGUCCCAACGUGGGCUUUUAUUACCAGGAAAACAGAAUGUGUUCAUUCAUUCCUCUUCUCAGUUUCACAGCUGGGUAAGGGUGACAAAGAAGUUUUGUUUUUUGUCUUUCUGUGGUUGGUGCACAUGUUCUUUCAGCUCAGAUUGUUUGCUUGCAUGCACUGCUACUCCUGCUCCCCCCACUUAAACUGCAUGGGUUUGGCAAAAUCCAAGUGCAUGUUUUUGAUUUUAAAGAAGAGAAACCCAGGCACAGGUGAAGUGUCUGAUGAGUGUCUGGUAAUCUGCCCAUGUUGGGAUUGAAGUAGUUUUCACACAUGCAUCUGCUGGAUUUGUGAGAAGAGUUGCAUGAGAUAUUCAAUAUAUUUAACCUGCCAGCUCACGUUAAAGAAAGUGCAGCUAAUUAUGGAGCUAAAUGGGUGUAUCAUGUCCAACCUCCUACAUUACCCAGGUGGCACCCUCACCUAAACAAAAUCCCCUUUUCCCGCUUACAUGGGAAGCAGUACUGGAACCAGUGCUGAUGUGAAAACAGUUCCGAGAAUAAGCUCACAUUUCAGCAGAUGUGAGAAACCGUUAUUAUGCAGUGUUACCAGCAGAUUUUGGGUUAUUUCCAUGUGAAGAAAUCAGGCCAGUCAUUGGUCAGUUUCUUGUGAUAGCCCCUCCUAUAUUCACUGACAUCACUGGUUGGGGUUAGGCACAAGUGCUUUUUGAGAAAACGUAUAAAACCAGUUUAGACUGGGCACAGUGGAAAAGAAGUAAAAGGAUGCACUGACCAGAUUCACCAGCCAUUAUUCAGAGUUUGUGUGUGAAAACAGCUUUUCCUUCGUUCGCUGCCUCUUCUUUUGGCACUUCUAGUUUACUUCUUGUUGUGCCGCUAGUAUUAAGCUGCCUCUCGCCUUGAUGUGAACCUUAUUUUGCGCAGUGACCUUACCCUUUCAAAAAACACAUUUCACUUUGAUGGAAUAUUUUCUCCUUACACACAUGAACUGGAUUCUGCAGUUUUGAUUUAAAUUUUUCAAACUUUUUCAAGGAUGUAAAAUUUACAUUCAGAGGGGGGAAAAAACUAUCAAGGUGAAGUAUGAAUGCCAAACUCUAAUUUUAAGUGGAGUAAUUAUGUAAAGCUAUUUUGUGUUGCACUUUCCUGGGACCAUGUUUUUGUUAUAUUGGUUGGAUUUGUAGUUGGUUUAGUGUAUGUCGUGUGCAAAGAGAACAUAUCUUGUAGUCGUAAGAAAGAUGGUUACUGAAGGAAUUAAUCAACUAUAUGAAUGUUAAAAAACAUUGAAGUGUAUCAUGACUUUUAGCUGCACAUUGUAGACCAAGCCUUAUCUGAAUCACUUGCUAUCUGAAUGACUUACACACAUGAUCAACGAACAUUGUGGCAUUGUUUUGUUCUGUCAGUGCAGUAUUUUUUUUCUUUCACUGUAAAAUGAAUAGAAAUGUGUUUUUUAUUUUGAUUGCGUGUCAUUCGGUCCUGCAGUUGGUGUCACAGACACCAAAAUGAACUUUUUUUCAACACCGCAGAGGAAAUCUGAUAAACGAUAGGUGGAUAUGGACUGGAAAAAGAAAUCCAUCAAACUUCCCCGUUCUUUUCACACAAGUGCAGCCUGUUGACCUUCCUCUAGCUAAUGUCCUGACUGACUGAACAUCUCUUUGUUAACACUAUAAGUUAAUGUGUGGCGCAGGUGUCAAAGAUGAAGCUCAGAGUCCGAGGACACUGCAAAGGAUUAGCUAGUUUCAGAGUAAAAACAAAAAGCAUCUUCAUUCAUUCAAUCAGUGGUUCGUGUUACUUUCUUAGUUGAGCAGAGCUGCUGCAGCAUCUUGUUCCCCUGGGCUUCUCUUGGGCUCUCAAACAGGAGAAAUAUGUCAUUCAUUCACUCUGCAUUUCCAUACUAAAGAGAGAAUCGGCUGUAUGAUAUGACUCAGACAUUAUAAAUUACCAUUGUUCUCAUCAGCACUAGCAUAAAUUGUGCCGUUUUAAAGAAAUGUUCAAAACUAACUUAAAAAGAGAUACAUCCCCUCCCCAGCUCUUGAGGUACUGGUGUGAACAUGCUGAAGCCGGUACCAGAUGUUUCCUCUCCGAUCCCAUGUGUACAUUUGGAAAAACUGGACUGUUUGUAGUUUCUGGUAGCUGUGCUUAGUGAAUGUGUUCACUGUUAAGAAACUUGGAAUAAAUUGUCAAAUCUGUAAAAGUAAAAUAAAAGAAUUCAGCACUG
Molecule: messenger RNA, 9436 nt
Organism: Pelmatolapia mariae (spotted tilapia)
Lineage: Eukaryota; Metazoa; Chordata; Actinopteri; Cichliformes; Cichlidae
Gene: myo5aa
Product: myosin VAa
Exons: 40
Coding region: 206-5719 (1837 amino acids)
Biological process (GO): actin filament organization; vesicle transport along actin filament
Cellular component (GO): cytoplasm; actin cytoskeleton; vesicle
Molecular function (GO): actin filament binding; ATP binding; microfilament motor activity
Source: RefSeq, a predicted model, not a curated record